GCAUUGAAGAUUUAUUCCUUGUGAAAUAGUUCUAUCUUUAUUCCUCUACAUUCCUUCGAUUCCUUUUUGUUUAAUUUCGUUUGGUAAUUUUCAUUUUUUCCACAUCAUUUGUUUAAGCGAAUUUGAAAUUUUGGAUAAAUUUGUGAAACCCGAAUAAUGGACAGUACAAAUGUGAUUGAAUUGGCGACGGAUAAUUCAACGACAACCAUGCUUGAAUUGAAUGUUAGCCUUAAAUCAUCAUCGGAAAUUUUCGAUAGCGUCGCUUCUACCUCAGGCAAAAAGAAUGGUAUGCUUCAUAAUAAUCAAACGAAUGGCUAUAAUCAUCAUUCGAAUGGAAUUAUCAAGAAUGGUGUCAGUAAUGAUAGAAAUCAUUGUUCUUCCGCGACAACCACAUCCUCAUCCUCAUCAUCAUCGCAAUCUUCUAAUGGUAGCCAAACAUCACUGGAUACUAAAUUAAUAUUCUUCAAAAUGAUGGCACAAAUAAUUCGAUAUCAAUUACAGAUCUGUGAUCAAUCGGCAGAUCAACAACAAAUUGAACAAUCAUCAUCAUCACCAGUGUGCAUCUUUCCAAGACUUGAUGAUUCGAAAAAGCGUCCUUAUAUGUUACAGCCUUCCAUGUUUCCAUUGAUGUAUCCCACUGUUUAUUUUGUUGCUGAAGAUGAUAUUCUUUCCGAUGUUCCACAAGAAGUGAAGCCAUUUUUACGGUGGAAAAUAACUAGUAUCACGGCCAAUACAAUGCGUUCGAUCGUAUUGAGAUCCGGAUACAAACUCAUGCCCGUUGAUCGUAAUCCUAAAAACAAAACAUUCAAUAAUUGGAACGCUAUAUGGUGUAAACAUUUGCGUGUUACUGAAUUUCAACUAAUCGGUUAUUAUCAACGUGUGAAUCAUUUUCCUGGUAGUUUCAAUUUUGGACGUAAAGAUCGAUUAUGGCUGAAUCUUAAAUCGAAAAUUGAAAAAUAUGGUGCCGAUAUGUUUGGAGUUUUUCAUCCACCAACUUUUAUCAUGCCAAAUGAUUAUUCCUCAUUGAUUGCUUAUUGGAAUAGUGAUGAAUCCAUACUCAAGAAUCAUUGUUCUACCAAGCAGAAAUCAUCAUCAGAACAAUGUUGUAAUGAUGAUGAUGUUCCACCGAAAAUGUUUAUCUGCAAACCACCGGCAUCGGCUCGUGGACAAGGAAUCGAUAUUGUAUCGAAUGUGGAAGAAUUACACACUUUAAUGUCUCAACAGAAUAGCAAUACUAAUAGCAGUAACAUUAAUGCUAGUAAUGGAAAUAAUUUGCGUAAACCAAAAGUAUCGAUGGUGGUACAGGAAUACAUUUCCAAUCCAUGCCUUUUACAUAAUGAUGCCAAAUUUGAUCUUCGUGUCUAUGUACUGAUAACAUCCAUACUGCCUUUGCGUGUCUAUGUUUAUGAUGAAGGUCUUGUACGAUUUGCAGCUAAUCGCUAUUCGAAUAGUGUGAAUGAUAUCAAAAAUCAGUUCAUCCAUCUAACUAAUUACAGUGUGAAUAAGAACUGUGUGGAAUAUGUACCAAACAGUAAUGUUGAUGGACAAGAUGGACACAAAUGGACAUUGAAAACUUUGUGGAAGCAUUUAUCCAUGACAAGAAACUUAGAUGUUGAUCAGAUUUGGAAGCAAAUCAUCGAUCUCAUCAUCAAAACUGUGAUCAGUGCCGAAUCAAAUAUUCUCUCAUUGCUUAAACAGAAUCUCAAAAAUCGACGUUCUUGUUUCGAAUUGCUUGGCUUCGAUAUCAUUCUGGAUGAAAAUUUGAAAUUAUGGCUACUCGAAGUGAACAUUACACCUAGUUUACGAGCCGAUUCUGUGCUGGAUUUUUCCGUUAAAAAUCAAUUAGUACGAGAUAUUCUCAAUACAUUGGGCUAUCAAUUAUCACCACGUUUUCGACGACAUUACAAUUUCGGUCAUCUGGUUUGUCCGGAGAAGAACGAUCUUCUCACACAGAUGAGCCUUGCAGAUAGUGAUAAGCAUAAAAAUUUCGAAGAAUCUUUCAAAUCAAAUGGACUCGAUGAUAGCUAUUGCAGUCAUCUAAUUGAUGAAUUAACCGAUGAUGAUGUAAUGCAUCUUAUGGAAUCGGAAGAUGAAUUGAGUCGUUGUGGAAAAUUCAGUCGUGUAUUUCCAGCAUGGAAUAGUCGUAGUUAUCUGAAAUACUUUGAUUCGUGUCAUUACUAUAAUCUGUUAUUGACAGCUUGGGAAGAACAUUAUGGUCAACGACGGCAAACCGGCAUCGAUCGUCUUCGUUCUUACAUGUUGGCUAAAGAUUCUGUGAAAUCGAAUGUUGAUAAACUAAAGGUUCAAUUGAAUGAGAUAAAUCGUAACAUUUCAAUUCUACUUCAACAACAGCCUUCAUCACAAACUUGACAAUUUGUUUAUUGAUUCAAUCCAAUCACUUUUAAUCAGCCAUACAACAAAAAAGUACCAAAUAAUGAUCGUUUAUUAAAGUGUUCUUUUUAAUCUU
Dermatophagoides pteronyssinus (European house dust mite) is the source of this 2467-nucleotide messenger RNA. RefSeq names its product tubulin monoglutamylase TTLL4-like. Gene Ontology annotation, molecular function: tubulin binding; tubulin-glutamic acid ligase activity. Gene Ontology annotation, biological process: microtubule cytoskeleton organization; protein polyglutamylation. The record is from RefSeq and is a predicted model, not a curated record. Lineage: Eukaryota; Metazoa; Arthropoda; Arachnida; Sarcoptiformes; Pyroglyphidae. Gene Ontology annotation, cellular component: ciliary basal body.